Messenger RNA from Stylonychia lemnae, 783 nucleotides. The record is from the annotation of a GenBank genome assembly. NCBI's taxonomy places the organism in Eukaryota, Ciliophora, Spirotrichea, Sporadotrichida, Oxytrichidae.
AUGGUUUACCUGAAUCCUCCCAACGCAGUGAUCUUUAGGGAGGCGAAAGAAGAUGGUAAAAGUGCUAGUCAGAUCGAGAUCAAUAAUAAAUCAAAGGACUACAUUAUGUUCAAGGUGAAGACCACUGAGCCAAACAACUACAUUGUCAGGCCAAAUCAAGGAGUGAUUGAGCCAGAUAAAUAAACUAUUGUCAAGAUCAUAUGCUAGGUCAACCUAGCUCAGAGUAUUUUGACGGAUAAGUUUUUAGUGCAAUUAGCAGUAACAUCUAAAGAUAAUGCAGAUCUCACUGGAGAGGUGAUAGGAGGCAUGUUAAAGCAGUGUAAAAAGGAUUAAAUUGUGCAGUAUAAGUUGAAAGUUGAGGUAUAGCAGUAAUCAGCAAGGACAGGCUCGCUUCCUGACCCAAGAGCCAGCAAGAUUGAAGAUUAGUCAGCCAGAAACACUAUGGUUGGAAGCGUUUACCAACCAGCAAAUAGUCAUUCAGCAUCUAGAAUAGAGGAAUCUAAAAUAUAGCAGUCAUCCUCUGAUCCAUAUGAAUAAUAUGACUUAAGUUAUAAAAGACUAGUUGAGAACUAGAGGGAACUGGCUGAGCUUUAGCAGGAACUGAUCAGACUGAAAGAUAAUAGAGACCUAUUAAAACUAAAGAACUCAGCACUCAACUUUGAAAAACCAGAAGGUGGCGCUGGCGCUGGAGCCGGAAGUAAAGGAAAUCAGGGAUAUCAAUUGCUGCAUGUACUCUUAGUGGCCAUUAUAUCACUGAUUAUAGGAGCUUUGAUGAAGUAGUGA